Dioscorea cayenensis subsp. rotundata (Guinea yam) is the source of this 729-nucleotide messenger RNA. RefSeq names its product 9-cis-epoxycarotenoid dioxygenase NCED3, chloroplastic-like. Gene Ontology annotation, cellular component: chloroplast stroma. The record is from RefSeq and is a predicted model, not a curated record. Gene Ontology annotation, molecular function: carotenoid dioxygenase activity. Gene Ontology annotation, biological process: carotene catabolic process. Lineage: Eukaryota; Viridiplantae; Streptophyta; Magnoliopsida; Dioscoreales; Dioscoreaceae.
AUGAUCCACACUGUCGUCCUCUUCGGCGAGAAAGAUGCAUGCUAUGCAUGCAUGCUCACUAGAACCAACAAGCUUAAACAAGAAGUCAAUCAUGGCCGGCCAUUGUUCCCUAAACCUGUUGGUGAGCUUCAUGGCCAUUCAGGUAUUGCAAGGCUUCUCUUUUUCUCCAUCCGCGCCGCCGCCGGCAUUGUCAACAUCUCCGGUGGCUCAGGCGUCGCCAACGCUGGUGUUAUCUACUUAUCCGGGAGGUUACUAGCCAUGUCUGAAGAUGACAUUCCUUAUCAGGUUAAGAUCACUCCCGAUGGUGAUCUUGAGACCAUCGAACGGUUCAGCUUCUCCGGCCACUCUCAGAUGAUCGCCCAUCCUAAGAUUGACCCCAUCUCUAGCGAGCUUUUCUCUCUGAGUUACCAACUUUUAAACAAACCUUACUUGAAGUACUUCUACGUAGACCCCAUCUCCGGCGAGAAGUUGCCGGAUGUGGCUAUAACUCUCCGGCAACCGAUGAUGAUCCAUAACUUUGCUAUCACUGAGAACUUCAUUGUGACUGCUGAUCAGCAAGGUGUGUUUGAUGUGAGGAGGAUGGUGUAUGGGAGGUCUUCGGUGAGGGUUGACUCCGGGAAAAAGUCAAAGAUUGGAGUGAUGCCACAGUAUGACAAAGAUGAGAAGAGGAUUAGGUGGUUUACAAUCCCGGAUUGUUUUUGUUUUCAUUAUUGGAAUGCAUGGGAAUAG